AUGUUGGGGGCCAUGUUUAGGGCUGGUACCCCCAUGACCCCCAACCUCAAUCCCCAGGGAGGUGGCCACUACUUCAUCGAUCGAGAUGGCAAGGCCUUCCGGCACAUCCUCAAUUUCCUCCGGCUGGGCCGCCUAGACCUGCCCCUUGGAUAUGGGGAGACAGCACUUCUGAGGGCAGAGGCUGACUUUUACCAGAUCCGACCCCUCCUGGAUGCCCUGCGGGAACUGGAGGCCUCUCGGGGGACCCCGGCUCCCACAGCUGCCCUGCUCCACGCAGACGUAGAUAGCAGCCCCCGCCUGGUGCACUUCUCUGCUCGUCGAGGCCCACACCACUAUGAGCUGAGUUCUGUCCAGGUGGACACCUUCCGGGCCAAUCUCUUCUGCACCGAUCCUGAAUGUCUGGGUGCCCUGCGGGCCCGAUUUGGUGUGACCAAUGAGGACAGGGCAGAGGGAGGACCACACUUCCAUCUGGAAUGGGCCCCCCGCCCCACAGAACUCCCUGAAGUGGAGUACCGCAGACUAGGGCUGCAGCCACUGUGGACCGGGGCACCAGGAGAGCCACGGGAGGUGGUGGGCACACCCAGCUUCCUGGAGGAGGUGCUGCGGGUGGCUCUGGAACACGGCUUCCGUCUCGACUCUGUCUUCCCUGACCCUGAAGACCUGCUCAACUCCCGAUCUCUACGCUUUGUUCGGCACUAG
Messenger RNA from Rangifer tarandus platyrhynchus (Svalbard reindeer), 699 nucleotides. NCBI's taxonomy places the organism in Eukaryota, Metazoa, Chordata, Mammalia, Artiodactyla, Cervidae. The record is from the annotation of a GenBank genome assembly.